Acanthochromis polyacanthus (spiny chromis) is the source of this 1089-nucleotide messenger RNA. It is a transcript of the gene prrt4a, whose product is annotated as proline rich transmembrane protein 4a. Lineage: Eukaryota; Metazoa; Chordata; Actinopteri; Pomacentridae. The record is from RefSeq and is a predicted model, not a curated record. The transcript has a single exon. The annotation marks the transcript as partial.
ACACAUUUAAGACUGAAUGACAAUGGAGAGAGUGGAGGAUCUCCUGAAGUGGUGCAACCUGCAGUUUGCCCUUUUGCCAAAGUAGAGGACUGGGAUAGGGCUGCAGGAGCUGCAAUAGGAGGUUCCUUGUGCUUGUUAGGGUGUGGAGGCUUUCAGCUUUAUGGAAUCCUACAUGCUCUUGGCUUUGGAGGGGUUGAUGGCUAUGGGUUUCGGCCCUGGCCCUGGUGGGGUUACCAGGUAGGCUGCAGAAUCUGUGAGAUUGGGGUGUGUCUAGGUUUGUCUCUCAUUGGAACACACCCUCUAUUCUGUCACAGCAACUCCUCUAUCAAGACCCUAACUCAGCCCCGGCCAGGAACUUGGUCUCGGCUAUCUUGCAGCUCCCCUUCACGAGGGCUCACCUUACCCUCACAGGAUGGUGCAAAUUCUCCUGUUCUCUCCACUCAUCAGUCCUGGUCCCAGGGGAAGCAGGAAAAGCUGGUGGUCUGUGAUGUUAUCAGCAAAGGGCAGUCAGAGGCUCUUCCUCUUUGCUCAAUAGCAGAUCCUCCUGGAAAUGGACUAAACUGCGUCCACAAGCCCAGUCAGACCCAGAAUGUACUGCCCCUACCUACACCCCCAUGCCCACCACGUAAACCUGAGAAUUCAGCUCAGUCUCAGCUAUCCUCACUGGUUCAUUUAGGUAUAGAGACUGACUCCACUGUGGAUCUGCGCCCUCCAUCUCCCAUAGACUUGUCCCGCAGUAUUGACCAAGCUCUGUUCAGUGAAUCUCUAUUCUCUCACAGUAUUUUUGGUUUACCAAGGCUGCUUCACACUUCGUCAAGCCUUUCCUUGAGCUCUCCUAGUCAAAGCACAUCAAAGCAGGGGCCCAGCUCUGUGGAAAAUAGUCUUUACCGAACCUCUUCCUGUGGAGACGUGGAUCAAGAGAAACCCCUUUCCAGCUCCAAACUCUCCAACCACACGGCUGUUUGACAUCUCACAGCAACACGCCAACAUCACCAGAACGAUGGGAUUGGAAGGGCAGUGUUACUGGCUCGACCCAGGGUCUAUGCAGCCACCCCAAAGAAACAGGAAAGCUGCGCUCACAUUCCUGGG